AUGGCGCCAAUUUUCAAUAUGGCGGAUCAACAAAGUCUGCAAGGGUGCAAGAAAGACGAAUUAAAAACGUGGCUUAAAGCUCGUGGACUUAAAGUUUCAGGAAGAAAACAAGACUUGAUCACUCGUGUAACAAAAGCCGAACAAGACGGCACUGAAUUACUUGUGAACAGGCAAAUGAGAGAGAAAAAUGAGCGAGAGAAAAGAACGAUCGACAAGCUUAAAACUCCGUUUGAGGAUCUCCCAAAUCCUAAAACACUAAACAACUGGACCGAGGAUCUCUCAUAUCUACCAGUAAUAACUGUUAAUGGAAUUAAGGACUAUUUAGUGUAUGGAAAAUGCAAAUUCUACGCAAAAGAAGACAUGAAGUGUUUUAAACAGCUAAAAGCUUUCAAAUUUUUCAUGGAUGGCCAUGUACAAGAUAUUAAACUUAGUAUUAUUAACGCAACUAGUAAUUAUUGCUUCGUAAAAGCAAAGAUUUUACCAUCAAUGCGCACAGACCGUGUUUAUGAGACCUGGAUUUCCGUCGUUAAAGAAACUGCUAAAGUCUUAUCUGCAGAUUGUAACUGCACAGCAGGGUAAGCAACAUGCAUCUGUUUGCGUUCUUGUUAUAUAUGUUUUUACGAUAUUCUAAAUUAUAAAUAAGAUAUUAAGCAAGCAAACAAACAAACAAUAGUUGGAUGUAUAAUAUUCUUGGUUGACACAUAGUUUUCUUAAUUAAUUUUGCUUCUGUUUGUAGGUUAGGUGAAGCAUGCAAUCAUAUUGCAGCAUUACUGUUUGCUGUUGAGGAUUAUGCCAAGACCUAUAAUCAACCCUCCUCCAGUAGCACUUCGUGUACAUCAAAGCCGUGUGAAUGGAACAAACCACGUAGCAGAAAACUCAGUCCCAAGGAAAUAAGUCAAAUGAGACCAGUUAAACAUCAGUAUGGGAAAAAGCCAAGGCUACCAGCAGUACCUAGUUCUGGUGAGUACAAUGCCUGCUCAGCAAAACAGAACUCGUUUUUGCUCAAUCUCACCAAUAGCCUCAAAACUGUAAAUCCACACUGUGUCCUUUUUACUGUUGUUGAAAAAGAGGGCAAAGAAAACACAGAAAUGUCAUAUGACAUUUCAUGUGAUAACAAUGUUGGGGCUUAUGAAGAAGUUUCAACAACCAAAGUUUUGGAAUCACCCACUACCCCAGAAGUUUUAAUGUCACCGACUACUCCAAGCCCUAUUGGUAUUAUUCCGAAUAAUCAUAUGUCAACAGUUAUGACAAUCAGUUGUCCCAUCCAGAGCCCUUUGAAAAAUGCAACACGAAUCCCACUCCAAUCUUUGCAACAAAAUAUUUUAAGUGUUCGUGAAUCACAGAUAGCACAAGUAGCAAGCAGUUCCACUUCAAAGUAUAUUCCAAUAAAGCUUCCACUAAUCGAUGAUUCUGUCAGAGAAAUGGAACUUCCAGAAAAUUUAUCUGAGGAUGCCAGACAAUUUUUUAAUGAUUCAGUAAAGGUAGACCUUGAGAAAGCAUUCAAAAUUGAAUCUUCCACUCGAAACCAGUCGAAUAGUGUUGCAUGGUACAACCAUAGGCAGUAUCGACUGACAUCUUCUAAUUUCGGAAAAGUACUUAAGAGAAAAAAGGAAGACUGUUCAAAACUUGUCAAUGCAAUGACCACUGGUGCCACAAAGAAUCUAAAUGUUAGUUCACUUAGAUAUGGCUGUGAGAAUGAGGAUCCUGUGGCCAAAUACUAUGUGCAAUACCAAGAGAGGCAUGGUCAUACUGGACUUCAGAUAUUUCCUUGUGGAUUAGUUGUCAACCCAAAAUACAGUUGGCUUGGUGCUUCCCCUGACAGGGUUGUCUUUGAUCCCACCAGUAACCCGCCUUAUGGAUGUGUUGAGAUAAAGUGCAUAGAGAGUGGUAAGGGGAUGACACCUCUACAAACAUACCAUGCUAAAAGAGAACCCAGUUCAGGCAAGAAAAAGCCUUUUUGUUUAAUGAAACAGGAAGAUAGCCUGAUACUCGAUCCAGAUCAUUGUUAUUACCACCAAGUACAAGGCCAAUGUGCAAUAUCAGGUCUGAAAUGGAAUGAUUUUGUCCUGAUGACUGAUUUGGAGUUCGGAGACGAAGGAAUACAUGUUGAGAGAAUCUAUUUUAAUAAAAACUGGCAUGAUUUGUCCUUAAGAAAGUUAACACAUUUCUAUUUUUCAAAAAUCAUGCCAACAUUACUUCAAAGGUUUUGA
This is a messenger RNA of Paramuricea clavata, 2210 nucleotides long. Lineage: Eukaryota; Metazoa; Cnidaria; Anthozoa; Malacalcyonacea; Plexauridae. The record is from the annotation of a GenBank genome assembly.